CGCCACCACAGAGCCGAUACCGCAUGUGCGAAGUCGCAUUUCAAAGCAAGUCGCCCUCAAAAUCGUGCAUCUCCGAGUAGAGAGCUUCGCGGACCCCCACGACCCUUCCCCCCCUUUUUUACGGGGCAUUCAGACUCUUCUACGAGACGGAACUUGCGCCUAUUAUUGCUGGAUUUCAUCCGUCGUUUUUCUUAACGUUCAGGGCGAACGAUCGGCCUGCGCGAUCGGCCCAACAUGUCCGCGAUCCUCUCGGCCGACGACCUUAACGACUUUAUCUCCCCCGGCGUAGCCUGCAUCAAGCCCGUCGAGACCCUUCCGGCGCAGCCACCAUCAUCUUCCGAACAACCCCAAUCCCUCGAAUUCGAAGUCAUCCUAGACGGCCAGCAACCCUCCGCCACCGGCGCAUCGACAAACGCGCCCGCACAGAUCUCCCUCACCGACUGCCUCGCCUGCUCCGGCUGUGUCACCUCUGCCGAGGCCGUGCUCGUCAGCCUGCAAAGCCACAAUGAGGUUCUCUCCAUGCUCGAUUCGGCGCCGGCGCUGCGGAUAACGCGGGACAGCGACGGCGGCAGCUAUGGGGCUGGCAAGUUCAAGGUGUCUGGGUUGGAGGAUCCAGCGGCGAAACUCUUCGUCGCGAGCGUCUCGCCCCAGACGAGAGCCAACUUGGCUGCGGCGUGCGGGGGGGGCGUCACGGCGCGGCAGGCCGGUUGGAUGAUCGAGCAGCUGUUGAUGGGCCCGGCCGGUCUGGCCGCGGGAGGAAAGCACGGAAAUGGAUUCACAUGGGUUGUGGACACCAACACCGCGCGGGAGGCAUGUCUCGUGUUGGGGUCGGAUGAGGUUCUGGGGCGUCGUGAGGGCCAGGGCUCCUCCGACAGCCCUACUCCUCCCGUACUGACGUCGUCAUGUCCGGGGUGGGUCUGCUACGCGGAGAAGACGCAUCCGUACGUGUUGCCGCAUCUGUCGCGGGUCAAAUCGCCGCAGGCGUUGAUGGGCACGAUGCUCAAGACCGCGCUCAGUCGGCUGCUUGGGAUUCCGCCUGACAGGAUAUGGCACUUGGCCGUCAUGCCGUGUUUCGAUAAGAAGCUGGAGGCGAGCCGCGAGGAGCUGACGGAUGCGGUGUGGGCAGGCUCGGGCAAGCCGGGGAAAGGGGUCAGAGACGUGGACUGCGUCAUCACGAGCAAAGAGGUUCUCAUGCUUGCCGCGUCCAGGGGAGUUGACUUCUUCGGGUUGCCCAAGUCAGCGCCAGUGCAGCAACCCGAGUUUCCAGAUCCCACCAUCCAACGAUUCCUGUUCCCGGCACAGCAUCGGAAGCAGGUUCGGGAGGAGGGCACGUCUGGCGGUAAUUUGCAUUACAUCCUCCAUGACGUGCAAUCGAGACACCCGGGUUCUCGGAUACAGAUGGCGCGGGGCAGAAACGCUGAUGUCUUUGAAUACUCCGUCGUCAAGCCGUCAGGCGAAGCCGCGUUCAAGGCGGCGCGCUAUUAUGGCUUCCGAAACAUCCAGAAUCUGGUCCGGAAGCUGAAGCCGGCAAAACCAUCCCGCAUGCCGGGUGGCAAGCCCGUUGGUAGCGCGAGGAGGCCGGGCAGCAAGUCUGCUGGCCUAGACUACGCCUAUGUCGAGGUCAUGGCGUGUCCCGGCGGCUGCACCAAUGGAGGUGGCCAGAUCAAGGCAGACGACCAAGUGAUUAUCGAUCGCAAAGGGCUCGGCGAGAAGCCCGGUCCAGACGAGCAGAAAGCGUGGCUGGCGGAGAUCGACGAGGCAUAUUUCUCUGGCGACGAGCCAGAUGCUGCACACGGUAUUGGCAACGGAAACUCGACCGGGCUCGUUGCCGGCAUCUCUCCCUCGCAUAUUCGAGAUACCCUGGCACACUGGGAGGAUAUAACGGGCAUACAGCUGGAUAGAUUGGCGUACACGAGUUACCGCGAGGUCGUAAGCGACGUCGGCAAGCCAGUCAGUGACACCGAGCGGGUGGUUCAACUGGCCGGCAAGAUCGGCGGCGGGUGGUAGCCGUGGUCAUGGUCCUUGUCA
Thermothelomyces thermophilus ATCC 42464 is the source of this 2028-nucleotide messenger RNA. RefSeq lists its product as uncharacterized. The record is from RefSeq and is a predicted model, not a curated record. Gene Ontology annotation, cellular component: cytosolic [4Fe-4S] assembly targeting complex. Gene Ontology annotation, molecular function: 4 iron, 4 sulfur cluster binding. Gene Ontology annotation, biological process: iron-sulfur cluster assembly. The transcript has 2 exons. Bases 235 to 2007 code for a protein of 590 amino acids. Lineage: Eukaryota; Fungi; Ascomycota; Sordariomycetes; Sordariales; Chaetomiaceae.